This is a messenger RNA of Heteronotia binoei (common prickly gecko), 4465 nucleotides long. RefSeq names its product LDL receptor related protein 12 (gene LRP12). Gene Ontology annotation, molecular function: microtubule binding. Gene Ontology annotation, cellular component: microtubule; cilium. The record is from RefSeq and is a predicted model, not a curated record. Bases 252 to 2822 code for a protein of 856 amino acids. The transcript has 7 exons. Gene Ontology annotation, biological process: cilium assembly. Lineage: Eukaryota; Metazoa; Chordata; Lepidosauria; Squamata; Gekkonidae.
AGUGCGCAGAUGCGCCGCCGGAGCCCCUCCUGCCCGCUGUCUGAGCUCGGAGAGGAGGCCGAGGCCGGCAGCUGAAGCGGCAGCCGAAGCUCAUGGCUCCCCGAGCGGGCGGCUGAGAAGAGAGCGUGCGUGGCGCUGGACGCUGCUGACCCCCCCCCCCCCCCAGCCCCGGUGAAGCGACGGCUGGGCCCUGCCGCGGCGGCUCGGCGACAGCUCUUUCUUCUCCCUCCGCCUCCCUCCGUGGCGGUGUUAUGGCCCCUUGCUGGAGCACAAAAGGGUCCCUUGCUUGGAGGUCAGCGCAGCUCCUGCUCCUCGUCGUCUCCUCCUGUUGCGGAAACAGUGCUCUUGCAGAACGUUCAGAAAAUGUGCAUAUUUCAGGAUUGUCAACUGCUUGUGGAGAUAUUCCAGAACAAAUUAGAGGUCCAACUGGGAUAAUUACUAGCCCAGGCUGGCCUAUUGAAUAUCCUGCCAGAAUCAACUGUAGCUGGUAUAUUCGGGCAAACCCAGGGGAAGUUAUUACAAUAAGUUUUCAGGACUUUGAUGUUCAGGGAUCACGGCGAUGCAGUUCCGAUUGGCUAACAAUAGGGGCCUACAAAAACAUGGAAGGUUACAGAGCUUGUGGGUCUUCUAUUCCAUCUCCAUACAUUUCUUCACAAGACCAUGUUUGGAUCCGAUUUCAUUCAGAUGAAAGUAUAUCAAGGAAAGGUUUCAGAUUGACUUAUUUUGCAGGGAAAUCUAAUGAGCCAAGCUGCGAUUGUAACCAGUUCCAUUGUGCCAAUGGGAAAUGCAUUCCAGAAUCUUGGAAAUGUAAUAACAUGGAUGAAUGUGGAGACAAGUCUGAUGAAGAAAUCUGUGCCAAAGCAAAUCCUCCAACUCUUCCUUCCUUCCAGCCAUGUGCAUACAACCAGUUUCAGUGUCUGUCUCGCCUCAAAGUUUAUACUUGCUUUCCAGAAUCUUUAAAAUGUGAUGGAAACAUUGACUGUCUUGAUUUUGGAGAUGAAAUAGACUGCGAUGUCCCGACUUGUGGACAGUGGCUAAAAUAUUUUUAUGGUACGUUCAAUUCUCCUAAUUACCCAGACUUUUACCCUCCAGGGAGCAAUUGCACUUGGUUGAUAGACACUGGGGAUCAUCGCAAAGUUAUUUUGCGUUUCACUGACUUUAAACUUGACGGUACUGGUUAUGGGGACUAUGUCAAAAUAUAUGAUGGACUGGAGGAGAAUCCUCGCAAGCUGUUGCGUGUUCUGACUGCAUUUGACUCUCAUGCCCCUCUUACAGUUGUUUCUUCUUCUGGUCAAAUCAGAGUGCAUUUUUGUGCUGAUAAGGUGAAUGCUGCAAGAGGAUUUAACGCUACUUAUCAAGUAGAUGGCUUCUGUCUUCCAUGGGAAAUCCCAUGUGGCGGAAACUGGGGUUGUUACACAGAACAACAGCGCUGUGAUGGCUAUUGGCAUUGCCCAAACGGAAGAGAUGAAACCAACUGCACCAUGUGUCAAAAAGAGGAAUUUCCUUGUUCUCGGAAUGGUGCCUGCUAUCCGCGUUCUGACCGCUGCAACUACCAAAAUCACUGCCCAAAUGGUUCAGAUGAAAAGAACUGCUUCUUUUGCCAGCCAGGGAACUUCCACUGCAAAAAUAAUCGAUGUGUGUUUGAAAGCUGGGUUUGUGAUUCUCAAGAUGAUUGUGGUGAUGGUAGUGAUGAAGAGAAUUGCCCGGUCAUUGUGCCCACCAGGGUAAUAACUGCUGCUGUCAUUGGUAGCCUUAUUUGUGGGCUGCUCCUUGUGAUUGCUUUGGGAUGCACUUGUAAGCUGUAUUCAUUGCGAAUGUUUGAGAGAAGAUCAUUUGAGACACAGUUGUCAAGGGUUGAAGCUGAGUUGUUAAGAAGAGAAGCACCUCCUUCUUAUGGACAGUUGAUUGCUCAGGGCUUAAUUCCACCUGUUGAAGACUUCCCUGUUUGUUCACCAAAUCAGGCUUCAGUUUUAGAAAAUCUGAGACUAGCAGUGCGAUCUCAGCUUGGGUUUACCUCCAUUAGGCUUCCAAUUGCUGGACGGUCAACUAAUAUUUGGAACCGAAUCUUUAAUUUUGCAAGAUCUCGUCAUUCUGGGUCCUUGGCAUUAGUUUCAUCGGAUGGAGAUGAUAUUACCAGCCAGAAUGCUAACAGAGAAGCUGAAAGAAAUGGCUCUCACCGAAGUCUCUUUUCAGUCGAAUCUGAUGAUACAGACACAGAAACCGAACGAAGAGACACAGCGGGUGCUGUCGGUGGCAUUGCUGCUGCUUUGCCUCAAAAAGUCCCUCCCGUGACAGCAGUGGAAGCCACUGUAGUCUGUGGAACUUCUUCAGUUCAGAAUACCAGCAGUGGUACGGAUAGCGGAAGGGAAGCAACUAGUGCAGAACACCCAAAUUCAAGUCCAGGACGCCAUCAGUUUUCUAGUGCACUUAGUCGUAUGACUCAAGGGUUACGUUGGGUACGCUUCACUUUAGGGAGAUCAAGUUCAGUAAAUCAGAACCAAAGUCCUUUGAGACAGCUUGAUAAUGGGGUGGGUGGAGGAAGAGAUGAAGAUGACGAUGUUGAAAUGCUAAUUCCAGUUUCUGAUGUAGCAUCAGACUUUGAUGUGAAUGACUGCUCAAGACCUCUACUUGAUCUCACCUCAGACCAAGGACAAGGGCUUCGACAGCCUUAUAGUACGACGCAUAAUGGAACACGGUCCUGUAAUAGAGAUGGUCCCUGUGAGCGCUGUGGGAUGGUACACACUGCUCAGAUACCUGACACUUGCUUAGAAGCAACACUGAAAAAUGAAACUAGCGAUGAUGAGGCUUUGCUACUUUGUUAAGAGUAUGGAUUGAAUGGGUGGAGUUGUAUGCAAGUUGGAGCAAUAUUGGUGAUUGUUUUGUACUUUGUAAUUAAAGAAAAACUGGGGGGGGGGGAUUGUUUAAGAAAAAAAAAUAAUCCAGGGCAAAACAUUUUAUUGUGCAUGACUUAAAUGAAUUUGUCCUGUGGGCAUAUAAUGCAAAAGUUUUCCCAGCUCAGCAUACGUAAUGUACGUCUUUUAUAAUGUGGUUAUUCUUUAAAGGUCAUCUUCUGAGGGCUUUUGCCACAGCUGCUUUUCCUCUUUGUGUUCUUAAAGCUUGUUUAGGGAACUGACCAGACACAGCAUCUUUAUAGUGUAUGAAAAUAACAAUUAACAAAAGAUCUUUGUAGAGUUCUGCAAUACACAUAUUCCACCCUUGUCAUCUGACAAGGGUCCAUGUUGAAGAACUUCAUAUGGCCAGCAUGCAUCUGUUGUUUGUUCCCUUACACAUACUUUAAGGAUUAAGGCAGGAUGAGAUAACAUGGGAAUGAUCCUCAGCAUCAGAUAAGUUUAACAUAGUGUGUAAUUCGCAACAGAAAUUUGGCUGCUCAGCUACUUCUGGCUGUGUACAACUCACUCCAGGUUGACUGGCUAGUUUGUACAGAAUAUUUAUUCCCCUUUGAAGUCAAAUCCAGUGUACUAUUGCCAAUAUAAUUUUACUAAAUGCUCGUUAUUGCUGGUUUUUUUCCUUUUGUGGUUUAUAAAAUUUUGUCUAAUUCUUAUUGAAUGUUAUGAUGAACUUUUUCAGAGAGAGGAGAGAAUUUCUCCAACACACUAUAUAUUUUUUUUUCUUUUAAGAGUUCAAAAAGCAGUUAAUUUGGAUAAAAUGAGGGCAAAAAAAAUCUUUUGUAGUUUUUAUAACAUUGACUUUAAUAAGUUGGUCUACAGUGGUACAACCAAAAGGUGUAAAAAUCAAAGUAACUUUUCCAUCUAUCUUUUAAGAUAGAUAGCUGAAGCAGUUAAAAUAUGCAUUAAUUCUUGUAAAUAAUGUGUUUGUUUGUUUUUUCUAAAAAAGCUGAAACAGGUACAUGUUACUCAAGAAAAUAUGUUUCAACUGCUAAUGAUUUUAUUCCUAAUAGGGUUUAAAUUUGUUUUGGUCUAAAGGGAUUUGCACUAAAAUUAAAGUCUCUGAAGAGCUUAGUGCACAAGCACUAUCACUUUAUUAUUCUCUAAUACAGCAAUGAUCAUAUUCUAUUUCUAUGGCUCUGGUUUUAGGUUCUUGCUUUCAUCAGUCAUUGUUGCUGCAAUUGAAUUUCCUUUGCUUUACUAAUUUCCUAUUUAUUCAUUGUGUAUUUAAGAGCUGGUUUAUUUGACAUCAGUUUGUUGUGCUUUUUUUUUAAAGAAUCAUGUAUUUCAAAGUUUUUAUUUUUGUUUGUUUCAUCACAUUGUUGGUGCAAAACACACCAUUGGGGGACAAAUGUUCAUAGCUUACAAUUUUGUGACCAGCAGGUGGUUGUUGUUGCUACUAGAUGAUAUCGAGAACCUACAUCUUUUGAGAAGGUUAAAUUUGUCAGUUGCUGUUCUAUUUAUUCUUUGCCAGUCUAAGUAGGCUUAAUGAUUUAGUAUAAAAAAGUAUUUUUGUGUGACUGUAUGCUAUUUAUUAAAUUUCAUAUAAUUUUGCUGAA